AUGGCUGAAGCCCAUCUGUGUGGAUUACAGGACGAGUUCACCUGCUUGGUGUGUCUGCACACCCUGACUGACCCCGUUGCCAUCCCCUGUGGACAUAAUUUCUGUCUGAAGUGCCUCACAGACUGCUGGUAUCAGAGCCAAGAGCUCUUCUGUCCAGGGUGCAGAGAAACAAUCAGCACAAGGCCUGCUCUGCAAGGAAUCAGUCUGCUGAAUGAAGUCAUCAAUAAAUUAAAGAAGACGGCACUCAAUUCUCUUCCGUCUCAGAGUUAUGCUGGCCCUGGAGACAUGGAGUGUGACGCCUGUACUGGAAAGAAGUUCAGAGCGGAGAAGUCCUGUCUAACCUGCAUGGCCUACUACUGUCAGACUCACCUGCAGCCUCACUAUGAAGGAGACACCCUGAAGCUCCACAAGCUGACUGAUCCUGAUAGAAAUAUGAAGGAGAAACUCUCACAGAGAAACUUUCACUUGCGUGUCUUCACAAGUCACUUCCUUGUUUGUCUGACUGAUUCUCUCUGCCUGCCUCUCCUCAGACUGAUGAUGGCUGAAGCCCAUCUGUGUGGAUUACAGGACGAGUUCACCUGCUUGGUGUGUCUGCACACCCUGACUGACCCCGUUGCCAUCCCCUGUGGACAUAAUUUCUGUCUGAAGUGCCUCACAGACUGCUGGUAUCAGAGCCAAGAGCUCUUCUGUCCAGGGUGCAGAGAAACAAUCAGCACAAGGCCUGCUCUGCAAGGAAUCAGUCUGCUGAAUGAAGUCAUCAAUAAAUUAAAGAAGACGGCACUCAAUUCUCUUCCGUCUCAGAGUUAUGCUGGCCCUGGAGACAUGGAGUGUGACGCCUGUACUGGAAAGAAGUUCAGAGCGGAGAAGUCCUGUCUAACCUGCAUGGCCUACUACUGUCAGACUCACCUGCAGCCUCACUAUGAAGGAGACACCCUGAAGCUCCACAAGCUGACUGAUCCUGAUAGAAAUAUGAAGGAGAAACUCUGUGAGAAACAUCAGAAAAGUCUGGAAAUAUUUUGCAAAACUGAUGAUUCCUGUAUCUGCAUGAUGUGUGUGGUGACUGGACAUAAUGGGCAUAAAAUGGUCGAGCUGGAGACGGAGAGGGAAGAAAAACAGAAACAGCUGGGGGCAACACUGAGUGACAUCAAGAGGACACUUGAGGACAGAGAG
Molecule: messenger RNA, 1170 nt
Organism: Polypterus senegalus (gray bichir)
Lineage: Eukaryota; Metazoa; Chordata; Cladistia; Polypteriformes; Polypteridae
Product: E3 ubiquitin/ISG15 ligase TRIM25-like
Exons: 3
Molecular function (GO): zinc ion binding
Source: RefSeq, a predicted model, not a curated record